This is a messenger RNA of Pecten maximus, 1554 nucleotides long. RefSeq lists its product as uncharacterized. Bases 32 to 1456 code for a protein of 474 amino acids. The transcript is spliced from 9 exons. The record is from RefSeq and is a predicted model, not a curated record. Gene Ontology annotation, biological process: proteolysis. Gene Ontology annotation, molecular function: cysteine-type endopeptidase activity. Lineage: Eukaryota; Metazoa; Mollusca; Bivalvia; Pectinida; Pectinidae.
AAACUUUCUUGAAACCGCAAAAAAAGUACCCAUGAAUAUGUCAUCAUUUCCAGGAAAAGAGGUGUACAGACUUUCCUAUAAAGAUGGAUGGCUGAUGAAGACAUUGUGUGAAAGUCUGAAAGAUUGGACGUCAAAUCCUGACCAGGACUUAUUACAGCCUGAGACUGUAACAGACACACAGACCACACCGGAGGCUGAAACAGACACACAAACCACACCCGAGGCUGUAACAGACACACAGACCACACCCGAGGCUGUAACAGACACACAGACCACACCUGAGACUGUAAUAUGUCAGAGACCUCUAGAAACUGAAAACAUAGAUGAUUCACAGUACAAAAUAGAGUCCGAGAUUGACAAGCGUCUUGCUCUUUACAUUGGUAUUAGACAUUUUGAUCGAAGAGGUGAUGAUGGGAUGAUCGAUGGAACAGGGACGUACGAUGAUGCACUGAAUAGGGAAAAGGAAGAAAGAAUGGAUAGAAUAGAGUUAAAGAGAGCUUUGGAACAUUUAAGCUUUACAUUCAAAAGCAACAACCUUGAAAAGGAAACAACAGAAAAAGAAGUUGAUGCACUCAUAGAUACAGUAUUGACAGAUGCAGUAAACAAAAAGGUUGGAAUCAUUGUUGUCAUGAUAAGCUCACACGGAGAGGAAGUCUUCGAGCAGAGUGAAAACAACGAAAAUAAAAAUAUACCUCGACAUCGCAUUCUGUUGGAAGACAAAUGUUUGUACAUAGACGACCUUCUGAAAAAGUUUGAAACGAAGAAGCAAUUAAAAGGCAUCCCUAAGUUAUUUUUUUUUCAAGCUCGUCGGUCUCGAGUAACUGCUGACAGGACAGUCAGGGAAGACAGGGUAGAUAAAGGAGUGGAACUUUUGGUAGCAGCAUCUGGAACAGAGAAUGGUGAGAUAACAAAGCUGAUCAAAACUCUUAAAACAGAUAGGAGUUUACCUGACGCCAGGCCGAGGAAUUUGAAUAAACUGCAAAAACCGGCCGUUCAAAGUGGACCUCCAGUAAAACCAGAAGACACCAAGCCGCACAUGGAUGAAUCUGAAGUGAGAAACAAGAAAACAGACCAAAUACAAACCAGACCUAAUGUGGAGCAGACAAUACAUGAGGCUGACGCCGGAUCAAGAAAACCUCCUGAUGAGACAACUGUUGAGCCUAUUCCAGAAGAAGAAAUCCCGUCUAUAUCUUGUAUUGAAGACAGUUUAGUCAUGUUCGCAUCAGCUCCAGGAAAAGAGGCGUACAGACUUUCCUAUAAAGGUGGAUGGCUGAUGAAGACAUUGUGUGAAAGUCUGAAAGAUUGGAGGUCAAAUCCUGACCAGGACUUAUUACAGGUGCUGACCGGAGUCAUUGGUAAAUUGGCGAUUGAAAAGGAGACGGAUGAAGGCUACAAGUCGGCAGCAUGUUUUACCCACAUGUUAACAAAGGACAUCUAUCUCUGUCCGGGGAAAUAAGUGAGACAUUAUGUGUGUAAUUUAAUAUGUUGAUAAGUACAGAUAUACAUUUUAUAGGAUGUGUAGAAACGUUAUUGAGUACAUAUGUAUAUAGAGGG